CUCCCUCCCCUCUUCAUAACCAUAAUCCAUCCCUUCUCUUUAGCUACUACCACUGCCUCUUUCCUCGUCUACUUUGAGCUUUCCAGUUCACUAGUACUAACAAUAUUAUUCUCUUGCAGCACCCACAUGUAUCAUCCUACCUACAGUAAAAUACAUUACCUAAUCAUAUAUAAUUAUAUUCUUUCUUGAAUUAAUCCCUCCCGCUCAAAUAUAUAUCUGCGGAGUAGGAGUACUAUAUUCUCCCUUAAUUUCUAGCCAGCUUGCUAAUGCUUAUAUAAUUACCUUGACUGUAUAGAUAGAUAGAUUCCUAGGAUCGAUUUAUUCAGCAAUAUAUAGAAGAUGAGGAUGAUGAUAGAUUUGGGCAACCAAAGAGGUAUGGUCCCUAUAAUGGACACCCCGACCUCCGUAGAUUGUGGUAGGGAAGUGAGGUUCCGCAGGUCCUUCAGGUCUCUUGUGGAAUGUAUGGUCCCUGCCUGUUGUGGCUUUCAAGCAUCCGCAGAUUCCCUUGCCAGUGAUACCGACGAACGAUACACAUCAUCACCACCUUCCAUCACCACCACCACCGUAACAGGCACCUUUUUCGGUUACAGGAAAGGUCGGGUGAGUUUUUGCCUCCAAGACGACACGCGUAGCUCUCCUCUCUUACUGCUAGAAUUCGCAGUGCCCACAGCCUACCUUGCAAAGGAGAUGCAGCACGGGUUGCUCCGCAUAGCACUGGAGUGCUGCCACCCAAGGCAAAAUGAUUCCCAAAAGGAGCGCUGCUCUCUCCUUGAAGUGCCAGUUUGGUCCAUGUACUGCAAUGGAAGGAAGGUUGGUUUUGCUAUUCGGAGGAAGAUGAGUGUGAGCGAUGUGGCUGUACUCAAACUCAUGCAGUCUGUCUCAGUAGGUGCUGGUGUUUUGCCAUUGGCAGCCAGGGAGGCAGGGGACCUCCUCAUGUACUUGAGAGCCAGUUUCGAUCGAGUUGUUGGCUCUGCUGAUUCCGAGUCCUUUCACAUGAUUAAUCCUGUUGGCAGUUCUGGACAAGAACUCUCUAUAUUUCUCCUGCGAUCACGACAAUAGAAUCUAUAUAUCCAGUAUCAAUUAAUUUCUACCAUGCAUAUUGGAUUUUACUCUCCAUAUAGUGCAUAUAAAUUAUUAUUAUUAUUUAGGAUUUGUAUUUCUGUAAAUUAUGAUGAUCAAUUGCCUUAAUGUAGUCCUUACUCGAUUGGUAGCUAGCUAGCUCUAGUUAAUUAGUUUAUGCUGGAGGGAGUAUCAACUGCACUGUACUGUGAUAUGUAUAAACCUCUCGCUAAUUAAAUCCCAUCCAGUUAGUGCA
Molecule: messenger RNA, 1315 nt
Organism: Populus nigra (black poplar)
Lineage: Eukaryota; Viridiplantae; Streptophyta; Magnoliopsida; Malpighiales; Salicaceae
Product: protein MIZU-KUSSEI 1-like
Exons: 1
Coding region: 340-1059 (239 amino acids)
Biological process (GO): hydrotropism
Source: RefSeq, a predicted model, not a curated record